AUGGAUACUUUCGCUAUGACUGAAAUUAUUAAUAAUAAUAAGAAAAUUGGUGAAGGAUCGAGUAUUGAUAAUGAGAAGAGAGAAGCUCAGGUGGCUUUAUUAACUUUGAAAAAUAAUUAUGUUCGAGCCCUUGAACUUAAGGAAAGAGUCUGGAAAUUGGACUUAUAUUUAAUCGGCUUAAGUCUUUUAUGUAUAAUUAUUGGAGUUUUCGGAGGUGGUUCUAUUUUUGCUUUUAAAACACUUCUUACCACCGCUUCCAGUUCAAAUUCUAGUAUUGAGAAAGGUGAAAAAAGUGAUAAAAUUCCUGAUAUCGAUCUGACAGAAUCUUCUAUUCAUAUUGUACAAUCUAAAAUAAUAGAUAAUGUGUAUGAUAUGGUUAGAAAACUAAAAGAAAAGAAAAAAGGUCUAGGAAGUUUGGAAAAUGCUGAAUGUUUUUGGUUAUUUGCUGGUUGUAUUAUUCUUUUUGGAAUUGCAGGAUAUGAUUUAUACUAUUUUGCUACUGGAAAUUCUAAUGGAGCUAAUGGAACUCUUAUGGACAAAACCCUAAUUUUUAUUGGUUUUAUUGGCCUUCUAUUUUGUCUAUCUGUUGGCCUCGUGAUCCAAUCUGCAAAACGAUACUUUAUUUCUGAAGAUAAUAAAAAAUGGACUUUUUAUUUUGUUUGCCCUUUUGUUUGGUGCUUUUUUCUUAUAAGAAUGAAUAAAAACAAAGGAUUUGAACUAAAGGAUGUUCAUUUUUCACAUAAAGAAGAAGAAAUGGUCUUAUAUCUUCUUCAUGGUGUAACGUAUAAUGAGAAAUGCCAUAAAUCCUCGCAUUGA
Dentiscutata erythropus is the source of this 816-nucleotide messenger RNA. Lineage: Eukaryota; Fungi; Glomeromycota; Glomeromycetes; Diversisporales; Gigasporaceae. The record is from the annotation of a GenBank genome assembly.